UUUCUGUUCUGUUCUGUGCUUCUACGUUCCUCUGCUUGGUUCAACUUCUUGCUGUACUGACCCUUUUAUGCAUGACUCGAAGACCACUGAAUUUCCUAUAAAACGAGUGUUCUGAGCCUCUCAUAUCAUCCCAUACCAUAUAAACCAAACCAAACAACUCCUAAGAAAAAUAUCCAAAGAUGCACCUCAAAACCCUCCUCCUCACCCUAACCAGCACCGCCCUGGUGCUCGCCGACGACAAAGCCACCACCGCCCCCUACUUCGGGGCGGAGGUAUCCAUCUGGCAGCCGACCUACUCCGGCAUAGCAGGCAGCGUGGCGGGGAUCAACGCGCGGGAAACCACCUACCACAUCAGCUGCACGAAGGACGCGCCCAAGUCACUCUGCCAGAUCGACAAGCCGUGGACGAUGAUCCAGGCCCAGGAAUCCUGGAGCCUGGCGGGCGUCUACACAGCCUGGAGUAGCGAGAAGGACGCCGUGACGGCCACGCAGGACUACUCGUGCACGUUCAAGCACUGGUCGGAGUCGGCGUCGUGUGCGUUGACGGUGCAGGCCACGGGCACGUUGAAUGGCGGGUCGUGGUCCAGCUCGACGUCGACUAAGAUUAGUGUUGCUAGUGAUAAGGUGACGACUUACGGGCUGUUGGUUACUGGGGGCGUGGAGUCGUUUACGAUGCCCCAGGCGACGCAGACCCCUGGCGCGGCUGCGGUGGGUGUGCCCGUUGCGAGGGCGGUUGCCACUGGUAUGCCGCUUGCUGGGGCGGCGGCUGUGGCUGUUGCGGCGAUGUUUUAGGGGUGUGUGGUGUUUAGGUUGGUGUUAACGUAGGUGUGGAUGGGGAAGGGUUUAUGGUGGAGAUGGUGAUGGGGUAUAGCUUGUUCAUGGCCAUGUAUAUGAAGACGUGAUCGUUCUAUGAAUAUUAAUGUGCUUUUUAUAUACCCGCAAAUAUUGACAAUAGAAUUAUAAACAAGUCCCAAGUAUUGUUCACCC
Aspergillus pseudonomiae is the source of this 986-nucleotide messenger RNA. RefSeq lists its product as uncharacterized. NCBI's taxonomy places the organism in Eukaryota, Fungi, Ascomycota, Eurotiomycetes, Eurotiales, Aspergillaceae. The coding region runs from base 180 to 791 and encodes 203 amino acids. The transcript has a single exon. The record is from RefSeq and is a predicted model, not a curated record.